CGGUAUGGAUAUUUCACCAGAUGCUAAUCGUAACCUGGUCCGCCAUGCGACUAUUGUGACAUGGAGAUCUCCCGCUAAUCACUUCUCCCGCUACUCGUUGUCUAUGGAACGCUACCAAAGAAUAGAUAAGAUUGGAGAAGGCACAUACGGCGUCGUAUACAAGGCAUCAGACAAGGCCACUGGUGAAAUCGUGGCGCUCAAAAAGAUCCGUUUAGAGGCAGAGGACGAAGGCAUCCCUUCAACCGCACAUCUGGCUAUCCGUGAGAUCUCACUUCUCAAGGAGCUGCAGCAUCCGAACAUCGUUCGAUUGUAUGACGUUGUUCAUACCGAACGUCGACUGACGCUCGUCUUUGAAUAUUUGGACCAGGACCUUAAGAAGUAUCUGGAUAUUUGCGAGGGCGGACUCGAAGCAACAAUACUAAAAAGCUUCCUUUAUCAGCUUCUCUGUGGUGUUGCAUUCUGUCACACCCACCGCGUACUCCACCGGGAUCUCAAGCCACAGAAUCUCCUUAUAAAUCGUGAAGGCAAGCUCAAGCUUGCUGACUUUGGUCUUGCACGAGCUUUUGGUAUCCCAGUCCGAAGCUACACACACGAGGUUGUGACCCUGUGGUACCGUGCACCAGACGUGUUAAUGGGUUCACGCACAUAUUCAACUCCUGUUGAUAUUUGGUCUGUUGGUUGUAUCUUUGCAGAGAUGGCUACAUCCAAGCCCCUCUUUGCUGGUACAUCUGAGUCAGAUCAGCUGAAACGCAUAUUCAAGACUCUUGGAACGCCGACACCUCAGGAAUACCCGGCGCUUGUUGAGCUGCCAGAGUACAAUCGUGAUCCCGAUAUUAUGCGGUACCCAUCACCUACCUCCUUUACGGAGAUAACACCACAGAUAGAUCACAUUGGGACUGCCCUCCUGUCAGAGAUGCUUGCAUACGAUCCUCUCCAGCGCUGCUCUGCUGCCGAUGCCAUGAAGCACGAAUACUUCAAUGGUGAUGCUGUCAGGCAGGCAUCGGGCAAGUAGUUUCCAAAUAUCGCUGAGCUAGGCGCUAGAGCAGUAUGAUGUGGAUAUGAUGAUUUCGGUUUGCAAUUGUCAGUAUAUGUAAACAGCCCAAAGAAAGUGCGCACCACUAGCCUGCUCUUGCCUUUGGCAUAGCUUUAUUGCGGGCACGGGUUAACACAAGGAGAUCUGGCGCAACUAGAUUAAUGCAAGGAGAUCUGGCGCCCCCCCCCCCCGGGCAGCGCCCCCGGGCGUGCUUAAUGCCCCACGCUUGGCUAUGGCCGCCCGCUAUGGCCGCCGGAUUACCGGUAAAGCCCCGAGCCGCCCCGGUUGUUAUGUACGGAACUUAGAUUCUUUACAAGC
This is a messenger RNA of Aureococcus anophagefferens, 1351 nucleotides long. RefSeq lists its product as hypothetical. The record is from RefSeq and is a predicted model, not a curated record. NCBI's taxonomy places the organism in Eukaryota, Pelagophyceae, Pelagomonadales, Pelagomonadaceae. The transcript has 7 exons. Gene Ontology annotation, biological process: protein phosphorylation. Gene Ontology annotation, cellular component: cytoplasm; nucleus. Gene Ontology annotation, molecular function: ATP binding; cyclin-dependent protein serine/threonine kinase activity. Bases 5 to 1012 code for a protein of 335 amino acids.